AUGUCGAUGCUGCUAGGUGCCAUCAUCUUGCUCCUCAACAGCGGACCGGUGUACGCCAAUACCUUGAAGGAUAUCGAGCAUGUGGUUAUCUUCAUGCAGGAGAACCGGUCGUUCAAUAAUUACUUCGGCACUAUGGCUGGGGUUCGAGGUUUCAAUGACCCGAAUGUGCAGGUUAAUGAUGAUGGGUUAUCCGUUUGGCAUCAGAAAGUCGAUCCCGAUAUGUCCACAGAUGCCAAAACGCUGUUGCCAUGGUACCUUGGCUACAAGGGUGGAUACUGGACCGAUGCCAUCCAGUGCAUGGUGGCCGGGAGUAACGGCUACGAAGAGAACCAGGCGUCCUUGAAUCAUGAUUUAAACAACAAUUGGGCGCGAAAUAACACCCCUUGGAGUUGGGGCUACCUCAAGCGGAGUGAUCUUUCUGUCCAGUUUGCCAUUGCCGAUGGCUGGACAACGGGGGAUAUGUAUCAGGAAUCUCAAGUGACUUCUACCAACCCCAACCGAGUCACUUUGGUCAGCGGUUCAGUCAAUGUGCCGGGCGGCCCCCAGGCAUCAGACCAAGGAGGAGUUUACCUCGACAAUAACGAAACACCCGGUUGCGAUACCCGCAAGAUCAACUGCUACCCCCUCAAGUGGAAAACUAUUUUCGACAUUUACGAAAAGGAAGGUGUCUCGUGGCAGGUAUACCAGGAAAAGGACAAUUUCGACGAUAACCCUCUAGCCUGGUUUGAACAGUUCCAAAACGCAUCUGCAGAUUCUCCUCUGGCAAAAAAGGGGCUGGCAACAUUAGGACUCGACGCAUUUUACAAGGCCGCUGCCAACGGGACCCUCCCAGAAGUGAGUUUUAUCAUCGGCCCGGCAGAAUUGUCAGAGCAUCCGCCAUACAUGCCGGUGGAGGGCGCAUGGCUUCAGAAGCAGGUCGUCAAUGCGGUGGUGAAGAGUCCAAAGUACUCAUCCACACUGUUGAUGAUUAGCUAUGAUGAGUCUGGUGGGUUUGGAGACCACGUCGUGCCAUAUCACUCCCCCGAGGAUACUCCGGGCGAGUGGAUGGAGGAUCCGUAUGGGAAAUUCGGCAAGAUCUACGUAGGGCCUGGCGUCCGGGUUCCAUUCUACAUGAUAUCCCCUUGGACGCGUGGCAACCGAGUCUUCACUGAACGUGCCGACCAUAACUCACAGAUUCUAUUCCUCGAGGAGUGGCUGACAGCCAGGGGAUACAAGAACAUCCGCACCGAUGAAAUGGUUCAUUGGCGUCGGGAACACAUGUCCAACCUUGUCAACGCAUUGGAUCUGCACCAUCCUGACACUAGCAUUCCUGAUCUCCCGGACGUGGAGACGCCUCCUACCGUUUUCGGCAAAUACGUCGGCGUGGCCAAGUGUAUAGCGACACACCUCGUCCAACGUCCCCCGGUGCCAUAUGGAAAACAGGGAAAUGUCAGCGAGUCCCUGUGGUUUGAGGACGGAUACAAGGAAUGUGUAGGAAACCUGACCGAAGGCCGGUACUUGGUAUUUGAGAAGUUCGGACAGGCCCUCACCAAUGCAGGAAAUGCCAGCCGGAUCAGUAUCAGUCGCGCCCACCCCGACCAUCGAGAAGAGAAGCAACGCUGGGUGAUUCACUACUCAGAGAAUGAGGAAAGCCAAGUUUUCCACAUAUCCAGCGCCUUGGACGGGAAAUGGUUGGGGUCGCAUGGAAUGUUGCUUGCCCCCGAUCGUCGCCAGGAGGCGGCCGACAUCAAAGUCACAUUCCUUGGGAAUGGAAAGGGGUAUUCCUUGCAGUAUGCCGACUCCACGUUCGUCGAGGGCUCGCAAGAAGUGAACGAGACAUGGAAAGGGUACCAGGUGUGGAGCGUGACGUAUCACUAA
Messenger RNA from Aspergillus steynii IBT 23096, 1857 nucleotides. RefSeq names its product nonhemolytic phospholipases C family protein. Bases 1 to 1857 code for a protein of 618 amino acids. The record is from RefSeq and is a predicted model, not a curated record. The transcript is spliced from 8 exons. Lineage: Eukaryota; Fungi; Ascomycota; Eurotiomycetes; Eurotiales; Aspergillaceae. Gene Ontology annotation, molecular function: hydrolase activity, acting on ester bonds.